This is a messenger RNA of Spizellomyces punctatus DAOM BR117, 1566 nucleotides long. RefSeq lists its product as uncharacterized. Bases 56 to 1321 code for a protein of 421 amino acids. The record is from RefSeq and is a predicted model, not a curated record. Gene Ontology annotation, biological process: intracellular protein transport; endocytosis. Lineage: Eukaryota; Fungi; Chytridiomycota; Chytridiomycetes; Spizellomycetales; Spizellomycetaceae. Gene Ontology annotation, cellular component: cytoplasmic vesicle; clathrin adaptor complex. The transcript has 13 exons.
UCGGACUUUGGAAGCCAGUGCAUUUGAGUCCAUCCACUUUUACACAUAUAGAAAUAUGAUCAGUAGUUUGUUUAUCCUAGAUACAAGUGGGAAGGUUAUCAUUGAAAAGCACUGGCGCCAUGUGAUAGGGCGUGCUGUCGACGAUUUCCUCAAAAUAUCUCAAGCAUCCUCUAGCCCGUACGAGGUUCCGCCAGUGGUGGCGUGUGAAGAGCUUUAUCUUCAUCAUGUCUAUCGCAGUGGCUUGGUCUUCCUUGCUGUAACUGAAGAAGAAGUGUCGCCACUGAGUGUAUUGCAUUUCUUGCAUCGGACGGUGGAUCUCUUAGUCGACUACUUUGGCCCAGUAACAGAGCUCAUUAUAAAGGAGAAUUUUGUGAUUGUGUAUGAGUUGCUGGAAGAGCUACUUGAUUACGGCUUUCCCUAUAUUACGGAACCCAACAUUUUGAAAGAUGUCGUGCCACCUCCAUCCCUUUUAUCAACCGUAAUGAACGCCGUUUCUCUUGGCACAAAUUUUGGAACAAAACAACCAAGCGGGAGUUUAUCCAGUGUUCCUUGGCGAUCGACCGGUAUCAAAUAUACGAACAACGAAAUAUUUUUUGACAUUGUCGAAACUGUGGACGCCAUUCUAGACAGGAAUAAUAACAUAAUCACUGCGGAAGCACAUGGGGAAGUCCUUUGCAAUACCAGAUUGUCAGGGAUGCCAGACCUGAUUCUGACAUUUAUGAACCACCGUGUUCUGGAGGACAACAUGACGAGUUUUCAUCCAUGUGUGAGAUAUCAUCGGUUUGAAAAGGAUCGAGUCCUGUCAUUUGUCCCACCAGAUGGACAAUUCAAGCUCAUGGAUUACAACGUGAACAUGAGCUCACCGCAGACUUUGCCUCUUCUAGUUAAACCCUCAAUCCAUUUUUCGAAAACUACAGGCAAGCUUGACAUAUCCGUCCAGCCACGAUCCACCGGAGGGAAAAUAGUGGAAAAUGCUGCACUCUCCAUCACACUUCCGAAGGCUGUAGCCUCCGUAAAGCUGAAUGCAAACGUGGGACAAUGUACAUUUGACCAAAUGACGAAGGAACUGCGAUGGACCAUUGGCAAAAUAUCAACCGAUUUCAAUGUCAGCGGAGUGCCGCUUCUCACGGGUAAUUUGUACAUGGAGAGCGGAGCCGUUCCAAUUCAAAUGGCCCGUACUGUCUACAUCGACUUUAAGAUCAACAUGUACACAGCAUCAGGUCUCCGCAUUGACACAUUGCAAGUUCACCACGAGCCAUAUAAACCUUUCAAGGGCGUAAGGACUGUAACACGGGCGGGAAGAUAUCAGAUCAGAAUAUAGUGCUGAUGCAGAAAUCAUGACACCUGCGCAGACUCUUUUGAAGAGUAAUCUAUCGCCUGGAACAGCUCCAGGAUCCAAAAGCAUAAUGCGGUCAGUGAAUCCUCACGGUACAACUAGUAUCGAAUAUAUGAUGGGACAGAUAACGGGUACACAGCAGAAACACAGCAGCGCAUGCGUUAAACCAGGUUUGAGGGCAUGGCCAUACCGCCGUAGCAAUUGCUAUGAAAUAGUGCAUUCAAUGAAUG